GGUUGCAGCCAUAGCAACGCCACCUGGUGCGCUGUUAUCCGUAAGUGGUGUGGAUGGAAAGCAGAGGCUGCUUUGAACUCCGCGCACCUGCCGCCGCCGCCGCCCAGUCUCGCCAGGUUCAAGGUACGGGAGUUUCUUUUCUGUUUGCCUUUGCCUGCCUGCUAUGGACGAGGCGGAGGACGAUGAGGAGGAGCCCAAAUUCCGGCAGCCUCGACCACCUCAAGUAGCCCGCGAGGAUCAUGUGAGAAGCGGAGGAACCGAGAUGAAGAAAUUUACGCCAGGAGGCGGAGCUGCGUCCUUUGCGCGCAAAAACUCCUACAACAAUGAGCUGUGGCUCCUGCGAGACGCGGACCCCGCACCUGCCAGUGGCAGCACAGCCUCUGCUUUGUUAUGCCAGAGGGAUGCUGCUGGCGGCUCAGAGUCAGACCACAGGAGUGGAGGGGACACAGAGGCAGGCGUCACAGGAGAGGGAGCCAUCGGCAUGAUAUGCAACAAAAACGGAGAUUGUAGAAGGGACCCGACCAGUUCAGGGAGCCUCUCCUCUCUCAUCUCAAGGCAGGAGAAGCAGACGGAUGGAGUAGUGGCAGCAGCUGAAGACGGCAAGGGGCAGGCUGCGAUUAUGGACGGCUCUCUCACUUCAGCGGGGUCCCUGACACAGGGGCCCGGGGCCGAGGUCAAGACCGCGGCAGCGAUGGAGAAAAAGGACUCAAGAGUUUCCUUCUCCAACGCCCCGGCAGGUAAAGGACAGACUCCGAGUCAACAGUCAAGAAAUUCUGUCACAUUUUCCAAAGCUGAGGAUGGCUCUCAGAUAGUGCCGGAUGAUGGAGACUCCAGGGGGAACCAGACAUACAUGCAGCGGCAGUUUAGUUCCAUGCUUCAGCCCGGAGUUAACAAGUUCUCCCUGCGCAUGUUUGGCAGCCAGAAGGCAGUGGAGAAAGAGCAAGAGCGCGUAAAGUCAGCAGGCAACUGGAUUAUCCACCCAUACAGCGACUUCAGGUUCUACUGGGACUUCACCAUGCUGAUGUUCAUGGUGGGCAACCUGAUCAUCAUCCCCGUGGGCAUCACCUUCUUUAAGGAGGAGACCACCACGCCCUGGAUCAUCUUCAAUGUGGUUUCCGACACCUUCUUCCUCAUGGACCUCGUGCUGAACUUCAGGACUGGCAUCGUGUUCGAGGACAACACCGAGAUCAUCCUCGAUCCCGAGAAGAUUAAGAUGAAGUACCUGAAGACCUGGUUUGUGGUGGACUUUGUCUCCUCCAUACCCGUGGAUUAUAUCUUCCUCAUCGUGGAGAAAGGGAUAGACUCUGAGGUGUACAAGACGGCCCGGGCGCUUCGCAUCGUUCGCUUCACUAAGAUCCUCAGUCUGCUGCGGCUGCUGCGGCUGUCCAGGCUCAUCCGUUACAUACACCAAUGGGAGGAGAUCUUCCACAUGACCUAUGACCUGGCCAGUGCUGUGAUGCGAAUAUUCAACCUGAUUGGUAUGAUGCUCCUGCUGUGUCACUGGGAUGGCUGUCUCCAGUUCCUGGUUCCCAUGCUGCAGGAUUUCCCGUCUGACUGCUGGGUCUCCCUCAACAAGAUGGUGAAUGACUCAUGGAGCGAGCUCUACUCCUUCGCCCUGUUUAAGGCCAUGAGCCACAUGCUGUGCAUUGGAUAUGGAAGACAAGCCCCAGAGAGCAUGUCGGACAUCUGGCUAACCAUGCUCAGUAUGAUCGUUGGCGCCACCUGCUAUGCCAUGUUCAUCGGUCACGCAACUGCCCUCAUUCAGUCUCUAGACUCAUCCAGACGGCAGUACCAAGAAAAGUACAAACAAGUGGAACAGUACAUGUCGUUCCACAAGCUACCGGCCGACUUCCGACAGAAAAUCCAUGACUACUACGAGCACAGAUACCAGGGCAAAAUGUUUGAUGAAGAGAGCAUCCUGGAGGAGCUUAAUGAGCCCCUGCGUGAGGAAAUCGUCAACUUCAAUUGCCGAAAGCUGGUGGCCUCCAUGCCGCUGUUUGCCAAUGCCGAUCCAAACUUUGUGACAGCCAUGCUGACCAAACUGAGAUUUGAAGUCUUCCAGCCCAAAGACUACAUCGUCAGAGAGGGCACCAUCGGCAAGAAGAUGUACUUCAUCCAGCACGGGGUGGUCAGUGUCCUGACCAAAGGAAGCAUCGGCAUGAAGCUGAUGGACGGCUCCUACUUUGGAGAGAUCUGUCUGCUGACCCGUGGCAGACGGACAGCCAGUGUGCGAGCGGACACCUACUGUCGCCUGUACUCUCUCUCUGUGGACAAUUUCAAUGAGGUGCUUGAGGAGUACCCCAUGAUGAGGAGGGCCUUUGAGACGGUCGCCAUCGACAGAUUGGACAGGAUAGGUAAGAAGAACUCAAUCCUGAUGCACAAAGUUCAGCAUGAUCUGAACUCUGGUGUUUUCAACAACCGCGAGAAUGAGAUGAUCCAAGAGAUAGUUAAAUAUGAUCGGGAGAUGGUUCAGCAAGUUGAUGUACCACGACCACGGGCCAUGUCCAUGACACCUCCUCUACAUGGUGGGAUCUUUACUCCUCCAGGUUCCUCCACCCAACCCCAGAAUUCAGCAAUUGCCACUCUGCAGCAGGCCGUAGCUAUGAACUUUUGUCCCCCCAUGCAAGGGAACUUGGUGGGAGCUGGGAACCUGCAGUCCCCUAGGAUGGUGAGGAGAUUCCAGGUGAUGGAAAGUGUAUCCAGCCCUGUCUCAGCCUCUCCACUGCAGUCUCAGCUCCUUGCUUCUGGUGCCUUUGCUCCCAUCCUUUCCAGCCCCCCUGUCCAGAGCCCACUGGCAGUUGGAGGACGAUCAUUCCAGUAUGGAUCCAGUGGCCUGGCGGGUCCCACCUCAGGCUCCCAGCUUUCUCUAGUCCAGCAGCAUACAGUCAGCCCUGCACACCGGCCCAGCACACAUAAGAGUACCCAUUCUUUGCAAAUGGGGGGUCUCAGCCAAGACGCCAGGGCACUGUCAGCCUCUCAGCCCUCACUGCCUCAUGAGGGGGCGCAACCAGGUGCCCCUAGUCCGACCCCAUCUGCACGAGUCUCCUCCACUUCCAUUGGACCCCCUCAGACCCCGUCAGGUCACACAGGCAUCCGAAGCGCUAUACCACAUAGGGUGGUACUGCCCCACCAGAUGUCUGUGGGGGCCUUCCCUGUAGCAUCCCUGCCUGGUUCUGUACAGGGUUUUGGAACUGGUGCAGGGCUGGCAGUAGGGGGUGUGGGAACAGGUCUGGGGGACUCAGGACUACCCAAGAAGGACUCUAUAGUGAGCCUUCCUGAGACAGACUACAUCAAAGUCAGAUCCAGGCUAUCCUCAAACUUGUGAUCUUAAUUACACUCUUCUGGAGGAGUGACUCAAUAAGGGGUUAGACUGCAGGAACACGAGGGGGGUGGGGGGGUGUUUCUGUUCUUUCUCCUACAGUUCCUCCUCUCUCUACCCACUCCAGUUAUGACUAUCCGAAUGUAUGAAUGUUGAGCGAGUGGCAUCAGGGAGAAUCUGAGAGGAGACUGUUCUCACAUAAUAAAGUCUGUAUGAUGACUUUUGAAUCUGCAGCAUCGAGAUGUUUCUACUCACAGACAUAGAAGCUGCACAGAUCACUAGAGGUAAAGUAGCAUCUCUCCAUCUCUGCCUCCUUUAUUUACUGUAUUUUACAACAUAGUCAACAAUAUAUCUGCAUUUCUGCUUCACUAUACUCGCAUUCACCUCAUUUAAUGCAAAUUUAGGGUCAAAUGGGACUAAAAGAAAAUCAGGGACCUGAUACCAGAAGUUGGCACUUUAAUGGGGUUUAACUACUGUAUCGACCACAUUUUGUCAGUAGGCCGGCUGUAAAAGAUGAUCUUCUCACAAAGUCAUAAAGAGUUUUAACAUUAAAAUUUUUCUUGUGUUUCUUAAGCAUCCCUGAAUACCAAAUUUGUAAGCACAAAAUUGGAUAAUAUUUAAUAAGAGAUCAUGAGAGAAAAAGCAAUCUCCUUUGACUACCUUUAUUCCAAUGUUUUAAGCCAUAUUUCCCCCUAGAUAUGAAUAGAUUAGUAAGUAUAUUUAUAAAUAAACGGGCAUUUUCAGAAUCUAGAAGGCCUCUUUUGUAAAUCUUGCCUCUGAUAGUCCCCACAGAUACAUAUGUAAUCUCCUAGGAUCUUCAGAUGAAUAUCCUUCAUGCUGAAAUUACAGCUCUGGGACAAAUUGUUCCAGCCAAGCCAUAGAUUUCUACAGGAAAUGUCUUCAUGUUUGUUUAAUUUGAAGCUGCAUUAAUCAAUAUUUUUUUAUAUUAACAGUGAAUCAAAUGACGAAGGGUAAUGGAAAGGAGUUGCUCGUCGUAGUGAGAACCACAGAGAACAAUCACUCAACUCUGCAUAUCUGUGGAGCUUUUUCGUCUUUUCUUUUAUUUACUUUUUAGCUCAGUUCAGUUUUCUCUACCCUGUUGCCAGAGGCAAAAGGCAGCCAGUUUCCACGUGACCUGCACAUUUAGCAAGCUGAAGAGUCAGAUAUUUUUCUCAGGAGUUGGUGUAGACUAAAACAGAUCUAAAAGGUGAGCAAAUUUCGGCUGCACAUCUGUCAGAUAGCCAGAAAGAGGCGGGAUUAUAAUGUUGCUUGUUGUCUGCUGGAUGUUUAAUCAGUCACAUGUUUGCUAACAUGUCUGCUAUCACAACUUAAUAAAGUAAUAAUAUGUAAGGUUUGUGUGUCAGCUUGUUUUGCCCUUUGCGUGCCCCCAAGUCGACAAAAAUUGAUUAAUGCAGCUUUAAGUUUAAAUGAAGUAAUGGGUUUAUGGGCAGUAGUCAUGUGAGUAGUAAUAUCCCACACUUUGUGAAAGUAUUUUAAUGUAUCGUAGACAUUAUAAUUCACUGCCAGUUAAUUACAAAGAAUGUUAUACAGCUCAAAAUGUAAAUACAUUCAAACUCCCAUAAUCCAAAUAUAAAUCCAUUCUCUUAUAACCCUGAAUCUCACAUUUCUUGUGGCAGCAAUUUGGGCAAUGUGUCACUAUGCCAAAGUCAAUUCAUACAGAUAAUGAAACUCCUGCAAAGCCCAGCCCUACUGUAAACGCUACAGUUUUGAUCAACAGCCAAGGACAGCACAGAUACUUUGCAGGAUGUAUAUCGCAGUGUGCCUCUGUCAUGGAUGCCUCAAUAAGAGUUCAUCGGAUGCUGCUGAUUUGUGUCCAAAAGCAUUAGGAAGGGAACCUUUUCUCCCAGACCUGACAUUCUAUUCACCUCAUCUCACUAAUGCCUGAACCAUUACUGGGUAAUGAGACUGGAAAUUGGAAUCCCUUGAGUCUGUUUGCGACUGUUAUUAUUCCCCUUCGAUUGGAUUUCAUUAUACAGUGCCAAUGAUGAGUUCCUCCUCUAUGAUCAUUUUGCAUUUUCAUUUUGUUUAGUCCCUGCGUUGUUAUCCACCUUGAGAAUUCUGAAUAGGACAAAGUUGAAGGUUUGUAAGUAUUUUUAUACAGUGUUUUGGAGGUCUGUUGUGUUUUUGUUUUAUGCCCAAAUUAUGCCCUGUGGAACCUAUUUGGAUGCUCAAAAAUAAUUAACAUAGAGGCUUGUUAUGAGAAUAGUGUUUUAAUGAACUUCACAUUGUGUCCUGGAGGCUACUGUCUUAGGACAGGAAAUGCAUUCAGUGACAAAAGUUUAUAGACAUGUUUUACUUACAUUGGAAAGCAUGCAGUAGUGAAAGAUGAAAGAAAUUAGAAAUCAGAUGGACUGCAAAAAAAAUGGCCAGUAGUAGUAGUAACUCAAGCGCAAUGAUCCUAAAACUAAAGUUUCAAGCCUGGAAUUUUUCGUAUGUCAGUGUUUUCAAAAUGUGAAGAUAUAAAGGACAUGUCGCAGAAUCAUUCACACUAAACUAAACAAACCAAUCAGAGAAUACUACACUAAACUCAUGUUCAUCACACAAAGCAAUACCUGUUUGAAAAAGAGUGAGUGGUCACUUGCAGAUGAUGUGCUGUUGUAUCCUUGAGGUGUUAAUUGAGAUUUCACCUUUUGGACUGAUUUCCCAAAUGUUCCUGAGAAUUUGUUUAAAGUUUAUUUUUGAAAGAACUUGAACAGAGAUUCCGAUUCUAAACGCACUCUUUAGUGACACUAUCUUUAUUGACAUGGGGGUUAUUUCGAUGUAUAAACAUAGUGUUCAUCAUAUAAGCCAGACUAUUUAUUUAUUUAGCCUAGUUUAUUAUAGUUGUAGACGUACUGAAACAGAAAAUGUUUGAAAAAGGAAUAUCUUUGUAAUCUUAUUGCCUAUUAUUGUCUGGUAUGAACUGAUAAUACUUGAGCAUAUAAUUAAAGCAGAACAAAACCAU
Molecule: messenger RNA, 6284 nt
Organism: Micropterus salmoides (largemouth bass)
Lineage: Eukaryota; Metazoa; Chordata; Actinopteri; Centrarchiformes; Centrarchidae
Gene: hcn2b
Product: hyperpolarization activated cyclic nucleotide-gated potassium channel 2b
Exons: 8
Coding region: 164-3325 (1053 amino acids)
Biological process (GO): potassium ion transport; transmembrane transport
Cellular component (GO): membrane
Molecular function (GO): voltage-gated potassium channel activity
Source: RefSeq, a predicted model, not a curated record